GAUAUUAGAUGUGGUGAUUGAGCACGUGAAGCAAUUGAGUCUUGGGGUGACGUUGCUUUCUCUCUCUCUCCCGUCAAAUUACCCGUCUUUUGGAGAAACCAUUGGCUGAAGUUGGAACUUUGGCUCCUUUAUAACAAUGUUUGACUUGAAGAAGAGGCAUAGUUUGACUCUGAACUGCAGCCGUGAGACGGAGGAGUUCAGACGGGUGGCGGUCAGACGGAAGGUCAAAGGUGCUGCGGGGGACUGCCUCAGCUCACACACAGUAGUGAGCAGUGGAGUGUGUGGCUCCUACAGCUGUGGCCGUGCAGAGGCAGAGGAGGACAACGUAAGAAGCCCAGCUAAAGGAUCGUCUUUCAAACCACAAGUGCCUCCUAAACCAGCUCACCUUCAGAGUCCUCUGAGGACAGGACAAGCUCAAGCCUACAGUCCCACUACAGGGAAAUUAAUACUUCAGCAAGUUGACUCCACAGAGCAAGACCAGAGUCCUUCCAGAGGUUAUCGAUUUUCCGUGUCCUGUGUCAGCCCAGAACAGAAUUGUCUAGGCUCCCCUAGUCCUAUCAGAGGAGGAGGGAACAGUUUUUUGAAUGGAGUGUCUAGAGCACAUAGCAGCCCUGACAGAUAUACUCAGGGGGUUCGACAUCUUGCAAUCAGUCCUCUUUUAGGAUCUCCAAGUCCAGGCAAAAGAGGUAUUCAGAGCUGUAGCCCAUUGAGGGAAGGAGGGCACAGCCCUGCAAAGUUGUCCCCAAGAAACCACAGCCCUCUCGCAGGAUUACUGCGGACCCCCAGCCCUGUGAGGAUGGGGAGCUACAGCCCUACUAACAACUCUAGAUCCUGGUUAGGACUGCACAGAAUCCCAAGCAGCAAGAUGGAAAGACAAGAGAAGAAAACGGGAAAAUCUUUGAGCGUGCCUGACUUGAUCAUGUACUUGGAAGAGAGCAGGAUUCCUACUGAAAAAGUUGAACGCUCUCCACUGAAACCACUGCAAUCACCCAACUGCCAUGGACCAAGCAUCACCAUUAAAUCACCAGUUAACCACAGACUCAAUCAUGACACAAGUGAAGCUCAUCUGUUAAGUAACGGCAAAGUGCAUUCCCCAGGACAAAUGACUGGCAUAGUGCAGGGGAAAGAUUGUGCAUUAGUAAAUGGAAAGGGAAUAAAUCAUAAAAUGGAAGAAGGCCAAAAAAUUGUAGGAUAUGGCUCCAAGUCUUCCUGCCAGUGGAAUGAGCCAACCACAGAAGAUGGCAGGAUCCACAAAGAGACUAAAGGUGAACAAAAUGAUGAGGACAUGAUGAGGGAGGGAGGAGGAGACGAGCCAAAAGAGGAAGAAAACGCAGACAAAAAAUUAUACAACAUUGCCAAUGAACUCCUGCAGACAGAGCGGGCCUAUGUGACUCGUCUUCACUUGCUAGACCAGGUGUUCUGCUCGCGCCUUACAGAGGAGGCAGCUCGAGGCUCAUUCCCUCCAGAGGUGAUAAGAAAUAUCUUCUCCAACAUUUCCUCCAUCUACUCCUUCCACAACGAGUUCCUGCUACCUGACCUGGAAAACUGCAUCAGCCACUGGUGUGAGAGCCCAGGCCUGGGUACUGUUUUGCUGCAGCAUGCACCCUUCCUAAGGAUGUAUGCAGACUACGUCAGGAACUUUGAUCAGGCCAUGGAGCUGGUGAGAACCUGGACUGAACGCUCCUCUGCCUUCAGAAACAUCAUCCAGGACAUACAGAGCCAGGAUGUGUGUGGCAGCCUGACCCUGCAGCACCACAUGUUGGAACCAGUCCAGAGGGUUCCACGUUAUGAAAUGCUGCUCAGGGAUUACCUCAAGAAACUGCCCAAGGAUAAUCCAGAUUAUGAUCUUGCUCACAAAUCCUUGCAGACCAUUUCCAUGGCAGCCACACACUCAAACAGCGCCAUCCACAAAGCUGAGAGCCUGAAGCGGCUGCUGGAGAUCUAUGAGAUGGUUGGAGAGGAGGAGGUGGUCAACCCGACCAACGAGUUUCUCAGGGAAGGUCGUCUGCUCAAGCUUGCUGCUAGGAACACAUCCGCCAUGGAGAGGCACCUAUUCCUGUUCAACAACUUUCUGCUGUGCUGCAGUCCUAAGUUCAGUUUAGUUGGGCAGCGUUUCACCGUCCGCUGCAGGAUUGGGGUGGACAACAUGGAGGUGCAGCAGACCACCAAUGAAGAUCACCCAUAUACUUUUCAGGUUUCAGGAAAGGAGAGAACCCUUGAGCUGCAGGCCAGCUCUGAACAAGACAGAGAUGACUGGAUAAAGGUAAUUCAAGGAGCCAUUGAUGUGUUUCAGAAGAAAAAUGAAACCUUCAAAUUGGCUUCUAAGGAGCUAAAUGUAGAAGAACCAACUGAGGAACUGGGCCGACGUGCCCCUCGCUGGAUCAGGGACAACGAGGUGAGCGUGUGUAUGAAAUGCCAGGACCCUUUCAACGCACUCACCAGGAGAAGACAUCACUGCAGAGCCUGCGGCUGCGUGGUGUGCUGGAAGUGUUCAGACAAUAAAGUGCCUUUAGAGUAUGACGGCAACAAGCUGAACAAAGUGUGUAAAGCCUGCUAUUCUAUCCUGACCAGUCAGAGAGAGGAGAGGGUGGAGGGCAAGAAGAGACGGAUACUGGAGUCGGAGGUACCAGUGUCCAGUGACUGUGUAAUAAGUGGCUUCCUGCUAUACGGUGACAACCCCAAGACUUGGCAACAGGUGUGGUCUGUUAUCACCCGGACUGAACCUCUGGUCCUCCACCUGUACACUGACCCACAGGAUGUGAAGCCCCUUUCCAGUAUCCCUCUACUGGGCUGCAGUGUGGAGGAUUCCCUUCAGGAGCUCCAGGGUCAGCCUUGUUUCUGUUUAAGCCAAUCCAAAACCACCCACACUUUCUCCUGCGAUGGACUGGACCUCAAACAGAGCUGGCUGACGGCUCUGAAAGUUGCUGUGACAGGCAGACAGUGCACGCUCAAUGGCCAUGACAUCCCCACCAAUGGCUCCAGAUGUGGCAUUAACGGUGUCAAAGAUGAAAGGGGAUUUAUCGUCACUGACAACUACUACUGAAUGUUCAGGCACUACGGAAAGUACUCACACAUGCAUGUACACAGAUGAAAGUCUAUUGAUGUAAUUAAAUGAAUGAAAUCUAGAAGUAAAAUUCAGGAAUGUAAAGGUUGAUGACAAUAUUCAGACUGAGAACUGUUUUCCUUACAAGUGGCGAUGCACUUUAUUUCUGAAAUGGUUUACAGUAAAAUAAAUAAAGUGAAGGUGUUUUAACAUGA
Messenger RNA from Centropristis striata (black sea bass), 3258 nucleotides. RefSeq names its product FYVE, RhoGEF and PH domain-containing protein 4-like. Gene Ontology annotation, cellular component: cytoplasm. Gene Ontology annotation, molecular function: metal ion binding; guanyl-nucleotide exchange factor activity. The record is from RefSeq and is a predicted model, not a curated record. Gene Ontology annotation, biological process: filopodium assembly; cytoskeleton organization. NCBI's taxonomy places the organism in Eukaryota, Metazoa, Chordata, Actinopteri, Perciformes, Serranidae. Bases 137 to 3043 code for a protein of 968 amino acids. The transcript has 16 exons.